UAUGCGGUUUCUGUGGGUUCUGGGCCAUGCUGAUCCUUUGUCGUGCAGAUGCUGACUGUUCCAGGGUCUGACGUUGUAUGGACUUGCAUGGCUAGUCUGAUCGGCCGCAAGUUCCUCCGUGAACGACUGUGCUCAUAGUGAAGUUAAGAAAGACCACCCACAAAAUGCAAAAGGGCAUCACCAACUUACGUUCAGCUUUUUUGAAGCUUUGCAGUGAAGAAACUCAUUCGGCAGGAGAUCAAUCGGCGUCAGUUGCCGUAACAUUUGCGCUAUGUUCAGGACUGAACCGACUGAUACGUCCCUUGACGUUCUGAGGUGCUGCAUUCCGAAAGGAAGGUGCGCUCAAGUAGUCCUCCUGAACAUAAAUAGUUUCACCAUCGAUAGAGAGAAUGAGCAGAGAAAUAGCGGAGUGCAAUAAGGCCUCGACUUUAUUUCGUAGGUGAUCUACCUCCAAGCCAUAGUUCCAUGCACAUCCGUCGAGCCCAUCAAGAUCACCGGCAUUGGACAGAAAUGAAGAUUGGAGCUUCGUCUGUAACUACAUCAAACUUACAUCUACGGAAGGCUGCACUUCUUCUCUUGAAAUUGAAAACUUGCAGGAUCCUUCAUGCAGUACUCAUCUUAGUCCUUGUGGUCCACCCAUGGCCAGUUUCGUGUUCGACACUGAAUUGCACAAUUGAUGAAAUUCCAGGGGUAUUUGAUGGGUUCCCGGCGUGUCGGGCCGGUAGCUGCAGAGCAAAAUACGAAGACAAGAAGCCGUAUUGGUGUGACUCUAUACGGCUGUGCGUAUCCGAUCGGAUAGCUUGCAAUGACACGGAUGAGAUCCCGGGCGUACCACCCAGGAGUCCUCCACCUCCUGCAGAGCCGUAUUGCUCGGGGGCGCAUAUAAGAGGAUUUGAUCGCAAAACGAACUCGUGCCUGUGUGAGGAAGGAUGGUGAUCGUGAUAUGUGUACUCGCCGUUAUUCUAUCUAUGUGCAUAUUGUUGUGUUACAUAUCCACUGUCAAGACCGUAGUCAGAUGUGCCACUCUUGGCAGUAGCAGGUGCAGCGACAACCACGAGACUGUUGCAGCAGAGAUGAUAAGUCAUAGCAAUUAAGAUGAGUAUAUCAACAAUGACUCUGUUCCUACAGCUUCCUAAAGUUGUUCAUGACUGGCUAGUGAGCGCAAUGUACUGCGCAUUGGAGUGUUCAAUGUACUGCGCAUGAAUCAACCUUCAGCAAACAUGAAAGGAAGGUGUUAGUUACAUCGAUAUGGAAAGUUUGCAUUAACAAGAUCCGAACAGAUCUUGGAGACUCUUGUAGGAAAUAAGGGACUUCCAGUCAGUUAUAAAGGACUAAGAACAAUAUCGCGAA
Molecule: messenger RNA, 1350 nt
Organism: Marchantia polymorpha subsp. ruderalis
Lineage: Eukaryota; Viridiplantae; Streptophyta; Marchantiopsida; Marchantiales; Marchantiaceae
Source: the annotation of a GenBank genome assembly